Drosophila santomea is the source of this 6287-nucleotide messenger RNA. It is a transcript of the gene tutl, whose product is annotated as protein turtle. Gene Ontology annotation, molecular function: cell-cell adhesion mediator activity. The record is from RefSeq and is a predicted model, not a curated record. Bases 469 to 5100 code for a protein of 1543 amino acids. Gene Ontology annotation, cellular component: plasma membrane; axon. Lineage: Eukaryota; Metazoa; Arthropoda; Insecta; Diptera; Drosophilidae. Gene Ontology annotation, biological process: dendrite self-avoidance; axon guidance; homophilic cell-cell adhesion. The transcript is spliced from 13 exons.
UUGUUCCACCACGGCGUACGUGAACGCGGACGAAAUCCGUAGAGUCAAAAGCAAUCAGAAAUCCCAUUUCAAUCGCAGCGUUCAGUGGCCCCCCACGUAAAAGUCAACGGUUUCAAAGUCCUUCGUCAAACGCAUACGCCCAGUGUACUCGAAGUGGAAAGUGUCAUAAAGUAUGCGAUUAUCCUGUAAACAAAGUGUAAAACGCGCCCAGUAAACGCCGAAAACGAAAGGCAAACAGCAAACAGCAAACAACUCCCGGAUUUUACGACUUGAGCAAUCAACUCGCCUGGUCACUCCACCAACUUGAGGACUCGUCGGACUGCAGGAGUGCAGGACUCUUGGAAUUGGCCAGUACAAAACUAUAGAAUCGGAUCUGGGCACGUCGUAUAAUGAUUGCGCAAGUGAGAUGACGCCACUGAAGGUGAGAAGGAUACGUUAGGAGCGGCGUCGAACUAUGGGAACAGAGGCAUGGGCGUGUGCGCGGACCUCGGGUCUCAUCGAUGGUGUCGGGCAUUGAGCACCCAGCACAACACCGAGAAAUCGAAGGAGCAGCAGCUACAGCAGCAGCAGCAGCAGCAGCAGCAAUCCCAAUCCCCGGAGAGCCCAGAGGAGCGUGCUUCCAGGUGUCGAGGAGCAAUUGACAGGACAACGACAACGACGAUUCCCGCUAGCAAAACGCUGACGGCAUCGCCAGCGAAAACGGCAGCAUUCACAGUGAAAACGACGAGGAGAAGACGAAGCCGACGAAGGGCAGAAGGCAGCUCCAUCUGCGUACCCAUCCCGCGGCGGGGUCACGGGUCAACGCCAACGAUACAGGUGCUCCAGUUCGUUUUGGUCUCGUUGCUGGCCCUUCUAGCGAAACAUGCCCAGGCGCACAAUAUUCCAGAAGACGCCGUGCACAUCACGGCCAUCCUUGGCGAGGGCGUCAUCUUUAACUGCCAUGUGGAGUUCCCCAACGACCAUCCCGUGCCAUAUGUCCUGCAGUGGGACAAGAAGGUGAGCGAAACGGGCUCCGAUCUGCCCAUCUACAUCUGGUAUGAGAGCUAUCCGGAGCACAUCGAGGAGGGCUACAAGGGACGCGUGUCCCGCGUGUCGCAGGACUCGCCCUUCGGCUCCGCCUCGCUCAACCUGACCAACAUCCGGGAAUCGGACCAAGGAUGGUACGAGUGCAAGGUCGUCUUCCUCAAUCGGGACCCCAAGCAGCAUAAGAACGGUACAUGGUUCCACUUAGACGUACAUGCACCGCCGCGCUUUAGUGUUACGCCAGAGGAUAUUAUAUACGUUAACUUAGGUGAUUCAAUUAUACUCAAUUGCCAGGCAGAUGGCACGCCCACGCCGGAAAUACUCUGGUACAAGGAUGCCAAUCCCGUCGAUCCCUCGCCCACGGUGGGCAUCUUCAACGACGGCACCGAGCUGCGGAUCUCCACCAUUCGGCACGAGGACAUCGGAGAGUACACUUGCAUUGCACGCAAUGGUGAGGGACAAGUCUCCCAUACGGCCCGUGUUAUAAUCGCGGGCGGCGCUGUAAUCAUGGUGCCUCCGACCAACCAAACGAAGCUCGAGGGCGAAAAAGUGAUAUUCUCCUGCGAGGCUAAGGCCAUGCCCGGCAACGUCACGGUGCGCUGGUAUCGCGAGGGCUCCCCCGUCCGGGAAGUGGCCGCCCUGGAGACCAGGGUCACCAUCCGCAAGGACGGCUCGCUCAUCAUCAACCCCAUCAAGCCGGACGACUCGGGCCAGUACCUCUGCGAGGUGACCAACGGCAUCGGCGAUCCGCAGAGCGCCUCCGCCUACCUCAGCGUCGAAUAUCCCGCCAAGGUCACCUUCACGCCCACGGUGCAGUACCUGCCGUUCCGGCUAGCCGGCGUGGUCCAGUGCUACAUCAAGUCGAGCCCGCAGCUGCAGUACGUCACCUGGACGAAGGACAAGCGCCUGCUGGAGCCGUACCAGAUGAAGGACAUCGUGGUGAUGGCCAACGGAUCGCUGCUGUUCACGCGUGUGAACGAGGAGCACCAGGGCCAGUACUCCUGCACGCCGUACAAUGCACAGGGCACGGCCGGUGCUUCCGGGAUCAUGGACGUGCUCGUCCGGAAGCCGCCCGCCUUCACCGUAGAGCCGGAGACGCUCUACCAGCGCAAGGUGGGCGACAGCGUGGAGAUGCACUGCGACGCCCUGGAGGCGGAGGGCACGGAGCGACCCACCAUCAAGUGGCAGCGUCAGGAGGGCGAACAGCUGACCGAGUCGCAGCGCAAUCGCAUCAAGAUCUCCGGUGGCAAUAUCACCAUAGAGAACCUGAGGAGGGAGGACUUCGGCUACUAUCAGUGCGUGGUCUCCAACGAAGUGGCCACCCUGAUGGCCGUCACCCAGCUGGUGAUCGAGGGCACCCAGCCGCAUGCGCCGUACAACAUCACGGGCAAGGCCACCGAGUCCUCGAUAACGCUGCAAUGGCUGCCAGGAUACAGUGGUGGGUCGGAGUACAAGCAGGACUAUACGAUCUGGUUCCGGGAGGCGGGCGUCAACGACUGGCAAACGAUCUCCGUGACGCCAUCGGGCAGCACCCAGGUGACCAUCAAUGGCCUGGCCUCCGGAACCACAUACGAGUUCCAGGUGGUGGGCCGGAAUGUCCUGGGCGACGGGAUGAUGAGCAAAGUGAUGACCGUGCGCACACUGGAAGACGCUCCGGCAGCGCCACGUAAUGUCAAGGCUGCAACACAACCGCCCGACUCAUUCUUUCAGCUAAUGCCAGACGAAGCUGACCUCUUAGCCUAUUUUGACAUUUACUUUCACACCGACUCGCGUGGCACUCUAGUUUAUUCGCCGCCCAAGUUGAGAGUCAAAGGUCCCAAACCAGGACCACCGAGGAACGUGUCCGUGACGGAGGUCUCGAAUGGAUUCCUCAUCACGUGGCAGUCGCCGCUGGAGCGGGCGCACAUCGUCAAGUUCUACACCAUCAAGUACCGGACGGAUGCGCAGUGGAAGACACUCAACCGGGGACAAAUCCGGCCGGAGGAGACGCAGUAUCUGGUGAAGAACCUGGUGGGCGGAAGGACCUACUACUUCCGGGUGCUGGCCAACUCGGAGAAGUCGUACGAGUCCAGCGACGAGGUGAAGUUCCCUGUGCCGGCACGUGUCAAGCACAAGGCGAUUACCGCCGGCGUCGUUGGGGGCAUCCUGUUUUUUAUUGUUGCGAUCAUUUUAUCGGUUUGUGCCGUAAAAAUUUGCAAUAAACGUAAACGACGAAAACAGGAAAAAGAGUUCAACAUGGUAGCUUGCAGGAUAACGGACGCUCGUAACAUUGCCGCCAAUAAUCAUCAUUUGCACAAUCGCAGUACGGGCUCAAUUUCCUCUGGUCAAGUGCCUUUAAAAAAGUACAAACAAACCCGAAUAUCAAGUCUAACCGCCAUUCUCAUUGCCAUACUCCACUGGAUCUGGCCACCUGAUCGCUGCACCAACUGCCACUCCAUCUACAGUUCGCCAAAUCUCGAGGAUGGCGAUGAGGACGACGGGGCCGGAGGACGAAGGCGUUCCGUAAGCCGCAUCCAGCGGAGCCUCGACGGACGCUUUGUGCUGGAUGUGGAGGGGGUCUCGAAACUGGGUUACUCGCAACAGACGCUGGAGUCCGGCAACGUGGAUGUGGUGGACGGCGGGCUCUUCGAGCGGCGGAACAGCAACGUAUCCCAGAAGUCCUCCAGCGAUGAUGGUGGAUUUCUAUCGCGGCGCAACUUCAUCACAGCUCGUGCCUCGUGGCGUCGUCCCUUGGUGGCCUCCUCCAGUCAGCUGAGUCUCCAGUCGGCGGCGGACUCGGCCAGGGGCUUCCUUCAGGGUCUGCUGAAGAUCGGGGCCAAGCAGUCGGCAGUGCCGCCCAAUCCGCCAUCCUACUUCGAUGAGGCAGUGACAGGUGCUCGCUACCAGAAUGUUCUGCGUCCCUACACCAGCAGCAAUAAUUUGUACGGCAAUGCGGACAGAAGUAGGCCACUGCACAUAAAUACGAUUAGUGGCAGCCUGAGUCAGCAGCAGCAGCUUUACACUCCCUCAAGGAUCUCCAGGAUAUUCUCCAGUUCGCCCCAGCAUCUGCAGCCACAUCAUCAGCAGCUCUUGCUCUCCAGCGGUGGCAGUGGCGCCUAUCCCACCCACUUCAGCGACCUGAGCACCGUGUAUCCCCCCAACUCCGCGGAACGUUCGGCGCACAAUCUGAGCAGCAGAUAUAGAUACUACUCCCAGGAGCUGCCUUCGCUGAGAACCAUUCAGGAGGAGACACGCCGACAGCAGCAGCAAAAGCAGCAUCCGCUGGAGGAUCACUUUGUGCCACUCCAGCUGCCGUCGCCUCCGUCAUGGAGAAGCUACUACCAAUCGCAGGCCAGCUAUCGCCCUCGAACGCGCUGGUAUCCACGUCAUCACUCCCGGCUCUUUAGUAACCGGCAGCAGCAGCACGAGAUGCUCUCUCCUCUGCCACAACUCAAUCUAAACCUGCGCAACUCCAUGCAUCCCGGCGGCCUGGAGGCCUCGCCGGAAUCCCGCUCCAGUUCGAGCGGUUUUGGUUCGAAGAACACCUCCAACCACCCGGGCAGUACCAGCGAAUGGAGAUUGCUGCCGCCGUAUAGAGCACCGCCAUCGCCACCGAAGCAUUCGGGCUACUUUGGUGGCCAGCAGGCCCAGGGACAGACGCCACAUGGGUCGUACUCGUAUCCCAGGGCCACAACGCCACCGUACACGAUGGCCCACUGGCUGGAGAUGAUCUCAAGACUGAACGCGGCCACGGACAGUAAUCUACCGAAGGCGCCGUGUCCCGUGGACGUGGGCAGUGUGGAUGGGCACUACGAGUUCGAUCCGGCCACGCCCACACCGAGUGCAUCCAGUAUGCUGCGCGAAGAUCUCAACCUGCACAUAGAUACCCAUCCCUACCACCAUCACACGCUGGGUCCCCUCAGUGGGAGUCUGCUGCACAGCCACGCCCCCUACGCUGGAGGGGCCAGGAAGCAACGAUCUCUGCCAGCUCAGCUGCCACGCUAUGACAACGUCGAGGUGCGACUGCAAGCCAUGAGGGAGGAGUUCUAUGCCUACCGCAAACGCCAGGCCAUGCAGCAAAUGGAGAGCGUUUGCUGAGCCAAUGAAGCAUUUAAUUGAGCCACACCCACACCCACGUCCACAGCCACGCCUACACCCACGCCCACAGCAACGCCCACAGCAACGCCCACAUGGAAGCAGAUCCAUCGAUAUGUGACGACUAAGUUGGAGAGCAGCGAUUCCCAGAGGCAAUCAGACGCGAUAUGAUAUUGGAUCAGGCCCCCCAAUUCACAGAUGAACUUUAAAAGUUUGGCCCCCUGCAAACUCACAUCCAGAAAAAUAACAAAUGAAUAAAAAAGGAAAAUAAAGAAAGGAAAAAGCAAAACAAAACACUUAGAAGCCAGAAACAAUUAGUAGAUUUAAACGAGACGAAAGCUGUGUACAUAUAUAGUUUGGGAGCUGGAGGAGAGCGCCCAGAAGUUUAAGUAUAAUAUUUAACAACUAUAGCAAUUAUAGCAACAUAUUAUUACAAAAUCGAUAAACGUAAAAUUGACAUUUAACGCAAGUAAAUGGAGCAAACAUUGUUUGACGACAUAUGCAAAGAACAAAUUACAAUUACAAUUAACUAUUAUUUACGAGUAUUAGAUAUUGUAUUAGAUAUUGAUACUUAAUAUAAAACACAGAUCGAGAUAUGUUAAACAUUGAGCAUUAAACAUUAAACAUUAAACAUUAAUUAACAAUCCACAAGCGUAAGCCUAAAUUAUGUUACAUUACAACUAAACUAAAUUAAUACGGAAUAUGCUAGCUGUUAAGCAUUUAGUUGUUAACAACUAGAGCAGAGAUGAUCGAAGUGGCGACGACUCAAAAUAAAUGCGCUAAAAGUAAUUAAAACAACAUAUAGAGAAAUUGUUUCAUAAUUAAAUUAUUUAACGACAAGAAACCUACAAAGCAAAUAAAAGCGAAAUGCAAAAUGCAAAAUGCGAAAAGCGAGAUGAAAACAAAUACAGUUUAACGAAAAUUAAAUGAAAUAUAACUGCUGCAUAUAUGUUUACUGUUGACCUACACACGAUAAUUAACUCAAACAAAUAUUUAUUAACCCAAAAGCAAAAAAAAACUAAACACAAAACAAAAAACUAAAAACAAAAAAACAUAUGAAGAUGAUAGGAACCCCGAAACAAAGCGUUGAUAGGCUAUUCUUUCCGGUUUAAAUCACAGCCCAAGACUACGUCAAUAUAAACGAUAGAUAGAGCAGAGGAUCCCCAAUCCAAACCGAAAUCCCCAAAGGA